CACGAGAAAAAAGCAAGCGGUUUUGUAUCUCAAUUUAUUCCAAAAAUAAAGGGAAUCUAACGUCAACAUCGACAUGUCGAUGUCAAAGACCACUAACACGUACAACAGGCAAAACUGGGAGGAUGCAGAGUUUCCUAUUCUCUGUCAGACCUGCCUGGGUGACAAUCCGUAUGUGCGGAUGAUAAAGGAACGUUUCGGCAAAGAAUGCAAGAUAUGUACCCGUCCAUUUACCAUAUUUCGGUGGUGCCCCGGCGCCCGGAUGCGUUUUAAGAAGACUGAGAUUUGCCAGACGUGUGCAAGACUAAAAAAUGUUUGCCAAACCUGCCUACUUGAUUUGGAGUACGGUUUGCCGAUUCAGGUGCGAGAUGCUGCCUUGAAAGUGUCCGAUAAUAUGCCCCAGAGCGACGUCAACAAGGAGUACUACAUUCAAAACAUCGAUGCACAACUUCAGGAUGGCGACGGCACCGAGGCAGCUGGGGCCGUGGGACGGUCCUUGGCGUCCAAUGAAAUGCUUUCCAAACUGGCUCGAACUGCGCCCUAUUACAAGCGAAACCGGCCACACAUUUGCUCCUUCUGGGUUAAAGGCGAAUGUAAGCGUGGUGAGGAAUGUCCCUACAGGCAUGACAAGCCCAACGAGCCCGAUGAUCCUCUAUGCGAGCAGAACAUUAAGGAUCGCUACUACGGUCGCAACGAUCCUGUGGCUGAAAAGAUAAUGAAACGGGCGGCAUCGCUGCCCACCUUGGAGCCACCAGAAGAUAGGAAUAUAACCACCCUCUACGUGGGAAAUCUUCCGGAAGAGAUAACAGAACCAGAGCUUCGCGAUCAGUUCUACCAGUUUGGAGAAAUUCGUUCGAUUGCUCUUGUGCCACGGCAGCAGUGUGCCUUUGUACAGUACACUAAGAGAAGCGCCGCCGAACUGGCAGCCGAACGCACCUUCAACAAGCUGGUCAUCCACGGUCGGAAGGUUAGCAUUAAGUGGGCUCACUCUCAGGCAAAACAGGGCUCAGCUGCCAAGACGGAUCGACGAUUCGAUGUGGCUGGCAUCCCCCCGCCCAGCGCCAAGCCGAAUGAUUAUUUCAAUCUGCGACAGGAGCAGAUAAACGUGAUGCCUGCUGGAAUGAAACUGCAUCAGCUGCCAUCCAACUUAGUGCCAGCUUCGGCCUACCAAAUGUACAGUCAGCCCACGUACGCUGCACCCUAUGGCAAUGCCAGUGCCACAGCCACAUCUACCUCCGGUGUGAGUCUGGACUCCAUUACGAUUCCACCGCCACCUGGCCAGGUGUCCUAUCCGAGUCAGGACGCUAGCCGAAUGGGGGCUGUAAAAAAAUGAUAAUCAACCAUUGAUACUACAAACAAACGCUAUUUUUCACAAAAAUCAAUAAGCUACAAAGUAAAUUUAAUAAAAAACGAGCAGUAAUUGAUUGGUAA
This is a messenger RNA of Drosophila bipectinata, 1428 nucleotides long. RefSeq names its product pre-mRNA-splicing factor RBM22. The record is from RefSeq and is a predicted model, not a curated record. Gene Ontology annotation, cellular component: U2-type catalytic step 2 spliceosome; Prp19 complex; U2-type catalytic step 1 spliceosome. Gene Ontology annotation, molecular function: pre-mRNA binding; U6 snRNA binding; metal ion binding. Lineage: Eukaryota; Metazoa; Arthropoda; Insecta; Diptera; Drosophilidae.